AUGCCCAGGACUUUACCCUGGCUCCUUGAGCCAAAGGAGGAGGGACGCGUCAAACGAGAAUCAACCCCGCGGAAGCGCUUCAAGCGUGAGGCAGAUGCAGACCCGGACUUGACGCCGAAACCACCCACAUCUCCCAACAGAAGAGAUUUCAUGCGAUCAUCCCAAACCCCACCUACCUCCCCGCCGCGCGCGUGUCCCGCAGAAGAAUUCCUCGUGGCAGGCCUAGAUAAAGAUGAUGCUUGGGUCAUGGUAGAAGAUGAAUUCUAUGCGAUCGCGCAAACAUUCACCAAGCAUCUGCAUUAUGCGGAGUACGCCCGCCUAAAGAAAGAAGCCAAGGCUCAGAGCGCAACGGCUGCAAGAGAAGUCGAGAGGCCUACAGAUUGCCAAACAGCAAUUUCAAAGGCGCUUCAAUUAAAAAAGGAUGCGGAGGCGCUUGAUGCGCGCCAGAAAGCUGGCCUCGCUCAGCUGGAAGGACCAGUGGCUGACAACCCGGAGGAGGAUACCGACGAAGACGAUGGCGUCUGGGCUGGAACACAUCUCCACGGUCUAAUGACGAGCCCGCGAAAGUCUCGAUCUUUGGUUGGGACUCAUACUCUCAAAUCUGCUACUAGGGCUGCUGCAGGCUUUGGGCAAGCGCCUAGGUCCAAUCACGAUAGCGCCCAUGUUGCGAGUUCUCCUCCAAAUGUCCUUCCAUCAAGAACGGUGGUGGAAUCAAAUGAGGUGAUUGAUCUUGAGACGGCAUCGGAGGAUGAGUUUGACUUCGAUGGACAGAUUUACCCUGUUCCCGUCUCAUCGACUACUAGACGCCAGGAGAAGGAGGCUACACCAAGUAAAGCCCCGCAAUCACAAACUCCAACAGCAAGGCGACAAAUAAGCGCCACGCCUAUGGAGUCUGUACAGAAAACUCCGACAAUGGAUAAAGAGAGGCCAAUACCGACCCCAAAAACCUCUACAUUGCACAGAGAAAGGCCAUCAACCACGCCAAAGAACAGCAAGCCAGCAACAGUUUACAAGUCAAGAGUUCAAAUGUUAUUUGAUGACCUCGAUGGGCUACCAGAGCCAUCUCAGCCGAUUUCGUAUAUCUCUGAUAAGAAAAAAGGUUCAAACCCCGGCGACAGCGCAACUAGGGAAGCCUCUGAGACCAACAAUUUAGAGUCCAAAUCUCGCUAUAACGACGUGCCGACUUUUUUGGUGUGA
Penicillium verhagenii is the source of this 1197-nucleotide messenger RNA. RefSeq lists its product as uncharacterized. Bases 1 to 1197 code for a protein of 398 amino acids. The record is from RefSeq and is a predicted model, not a curated record. The transcript has 3 exons. NCBI's taxonomy places the organism in Eukaryota, Fungi, Ascomycota, Eurotiomycetes, Eurotiales, Aspergillaceae.